Ixodes scapularis (black-legged tick) is the source of this 2253-nucleotide messenger RNA. Its product is annotated as immunoglobulin-binding protein 1b. Bases 173 to 1255 code for a protein of 360 amino acids. The record is from RefSeq and is a predicted model, not a curated record. NCBI's taxonomy places the organism in Eukaryota, Metazoa, Arthropoda, Arachnida, Ixodida, Ixodidae. Gene Ontology annotation, cellular component: cytosol. Gene Ontology annotation, biological process: regulation of dephosphorylation; regulation of signal transduction. The transcript is spliced from 10 exons. Gene Ontology annotation, molecular function: protein phosphatase 2A binding.
AAGUGAGCGAUCUAAGUGGGGGCUAAAAGCACCGUAUAAUAAAUUUUACUUCGCGCAGCAAUAAUGCAAUUGCGGCAGCAAUGAUUUCGAUUGUAUUUGCUCGCUCGAUCCACAAAAAGGGCACUGUACACUGUAACGCCAGGUCUGGCCAGGUGGCGCAACGUUCGUCAACAUGGCGGACGAUGCGGGUGAUGCGAGCGAUCUUAGCAGUUUAAAUGAGCAUUUUGACAAAGGUUUCAGAGAAUUUUCAAUUAUCGAAAAGUCUUCGGAGAGUGCAAACAACAAGACCUAUCAGGACCAAGUAGCCGAGGCCACAAAACACCUGGAGUGUGCCACGCAUCUGGUGAAUCAGUGCAGCCUCUUCAGCGGCAAUGAAGAAAUCGACGAAGUGGCAACGGCUCAUCUCAAGUUUCUGUUGCUCCCGGCAUUGCUGGGAUCCCUGAGCCAAAAGCGAGUUGGUGGUGACCGCUCCGAAAUCCUGCGGCUGUCUGAGGUGUACUUCCGAGACUUCCUGCACCGUUGUCGGCAGUACGGCCUCACCAGCCAUGAAACGGCGGAGGCCAAGGAAGACGAUGGCACGGGCGACGACGCCAGCACGAAGACAAGGAACUCCGGGAAGGAGAGCACGGAGAACCUUUUGGCCGCUUGCAGGAGACGUCAAGAAAAGAUCCAGCGUUUUGAACAGCAGAAGGCCAUGGAGGAAAGGCAGACGCAGCUCAGGGAAUUGCUCCAGAACCCGAACGUGGACGACGAGCUAGUGCGGGAGUACUACCUUGUGCUUCUCAGGUACUGGGUCAACAAUGCCAUUGAGGAGCUACGCAGCAUUGAAGAGGAGAAGCCUAUUUUGCAGUACAUGGCCCAGAUGAAGGCGGAGGGAGCUCAGUCCCGGCGGGCCCCAGUGCCACAGAAGUCGCAGCCCCUGCGACCCAUCAUCAUCACCAAGAACGAGCUGCAGAAGCAGGUGUACGGGGUGGGCUACCCCAGCAUCCCCAGCAUGACUGUGGACGAGUUCUACGCCAAGCGCUACCCGGAGCACGCCCAGCAGGAAGGGGCGGCCAACGCCGUCAAACCCUGGAGCCUGCAGGACUGGGCGGCCGACCCCGAGAAGGCGUCGAGGGAGCUGGAGGAGGAGGACGCUCAGAAGGAGAAACUGCUGGAAGAGGACGACAAGGACGCCCUGACCUACCUGCGCUCCAUGGACGACUGGAAGGACGAAAACAAGAGAGGCAGUGGAAACAGGAAGAACAUGGGCUAAAACAACGGUUCCAGCCACGGCCACCCUGUCAAGGAGGAAUGUGGCGAAGCCGAGCUAGAGAGACAUUUGUAAUGUGCAUAAAUAGACGUAUGACAUGUGCUGCUGAAUGAAAACAAAUUUUGUAUCUUGCUCCCUGAUGGCCGAGUGAACAGAUCUUGUAGGUCUAGUUAUAUGUUGAGCAACCAUUGCAGUUUCACCAACGAUCGGCAUCUUUCUCUGUCUUUCGCACAUCUGUGUGCGGUGGUGGACCACAGCAGAGUAGUGUUAGGCAAGGCCAUCUUGUGGCAGCUGAAGAAAAACAAACAAAAAACUUAAUUCUGGAAAAUGGUUUAUUCAAGAGUGGGCAUUGUCAUUCAUUUUUGACAAAACUCGAUGAAAUGAAAUGAAAAAAAACGGAAAAGAUUGUUUGCUGAGCGAGCAGCCCCAUUUCUCUCUUGUCGUGGGUGGUCAUUUGGACGAUUUGGUAUUGAUAAAAUAUGGUUAAAGAUGCCCCUGUGGCCUUCACUAGAGCUGAUUCUGCCAGUUGUACUUCUUCCUUUCCUUGUUCCAUCCAAUACAUGCGAGUUGUGACUGUGUGCUUGUCUGUUGUCUACGUCUUUCUUUUCUCAGUCCUUUCCUUUUUGUGCGCAUCUGUAACCAUGUUUGACCUUGUCAUUGUGUCCUCUGCAUUGCCUCGUCCUUUGAUGUUACGAUGCUACUCAGGGCAACAUUACGGGUUGUUGGUAUACCUGAAGUGGAAAAGGGUUGACAUGGCCACUACGUACCAGGGAUGCCCUUGGUUUUCCAUUCUCCUUUUCAUUUCCACCCGUUUGAUGCAUUCGACGAGCUGCUACGACGACGGUCACGGUUUGGCCGCGAUUGCAUCAUAUUUAUCUCCGACGUGUUGCUGUGGCCAAGGUAGACCAUCGUUUUUUCUUGUUGUUUGUGUAUGAAAAGAAUGCUAGAUUUAUCUUAAUUUUUAAAUUUUUUUUUAAUAAAGUCUGCAUUCACAGGACGUA